Molecule: messenger RNA, 567 nt
Organism: Penicillium cosmopolitanum
Lineage: Eukaryota; Fungi; Ascomycota; Eurotiomycetes; Eurotiales; Aspergillaceae
Exons: 3
Coding region: 1-567 (188 amino acids)
Source: RefSeq, a predicted model, not a curated record
AUGUCAAGCUACUAUGAAGAGUCCUACCCUGGUUGGCACCCAGACGCAGUACCUCGUCAACAGAAGAAAUGGCUUAAUUUUCUGUCACUUCGUUUCGGCGCCAUAAUAAGCACGAUUGCACCCAUCGUCUGCUUUGCUUGGGCAUACACGCAACAUGAGGCUGGCGUAGUGGCCACCGAUGGACUCGGUAGUGCAUGGGCCGGGAUCAGCCUGGGAACGGCUUCCUACGGCUUUAUCUGGUCUACUGUGGUAUUCCUCGUAGUGCUCGUCUUCAACUGUGCUAUUCCUCCUGCGGUCAUCAUCUUCUUCGACUGCAUUUCCUGGCUCGCGCAGCUCAUCACCAUUUGUUUCUAUAUGCAAGAACUAGGAGGCUGGCAUGCGGGUGGCUACGAAUAUUCCAGGAAUAAUAUACACGAUUAUCUGUACGGGGCGGAGGUCUUCGGAUGCUCAAUGAUGUUUCUUGGAAUAAUAUUCAAUAUGAUCCUCAUGAUCGUUGCCUCGAGAGCUUUUCAUGUUCAACGGAGGGCCAAGAAGCAACUCACAAAGCCUGGGCUUGAGGAUGUCUAA